CGCAACUCUCGAUUUUGCGAUCAUAGUUUUUUAGAGCAGAAGUUUUGGCAGGCUGUUUCACGUGUGUCAUGAUAUAUCGAUAGUUAUUCGAGAUUUCCGACGGUAGCACGACCAAAAUGUCUACAAGGACGGAGCUUAUUACUGCAAAGAGCAUUCGUAUAUACAAGAAUGGUGACCCAUUCUACCCUGGACGAAAAUUCGUGGUUAACGAGAAACAGAUCCGAAACUAUGACUCGUUCUUGACGCAAGUUACGACGGGGAUCCGUGCCAAUGCUGCAAUUAGAAGCAUUUACACGCCGAUCAAUGGACAUCGUGUUGAUAGGCUAGAUACUCUGGAAAAUGGAAAACCUUAUGUGGCUGGUGGUGUUGAACGAUUCAAGAAACUUGGGUACUCAGAAAUCGGUACAAAGAAGCCAAAUGCGAGGACACAACUCGUCGAGAUAAAGCCGGUGCAACAUAGUCUUUACAAAGAUAAGGUGGCAGCACGAUGGAGGGAAUGGAUUGCUCAGCCAUGUGCUAUUCACGUUUACCGAAAUGGAGAUUUUCUGAACCAUCCUGUGAAAAUGUUGCUUCCUCAGAAAGCUCUACACAAUUGGGAUAUGGUGCUAGAUAUGGUCACAGAUCGAGUCAAUCUUACAACAGGAGCAGUUAGGAGGUUGUAUAGUAUAGAUGGCCGUCAGAUAGUUGAUCUUGCGGAUAUUAAAAAUGGUGAAACCUUUGUUGCUGUUGGCCCCGGGAAAUUUAAACGAGUGCCUUAUGGUCAGGGCUAUCAGUCACCAGUAAACUCGCCCAGAAGUGUUCGGACCUUACCACCUAUAAAUAGACCAAGACAACCUGCACAUCCAAGGACACAAACGCAACCAGCAAGAACUCAACCACUUUCGAAUAGGCAGUAUUCUAAGAAACAAAAAGAUCACAACUCACCGAAAGGAGGAUAUAAUAAUCAUAAGAAGAAGAGAACGUCAAAGAAGGCUGAAGAAACUGAAGGCGUCUUCCAUUCAAAACCAACCAUCGUGAAGCAUAGCAAAGAAAGGGAUGGAGAUCAAAUUAAAUAUGAAGAUGAUCCAAACAGUGUUUUUAAAGCGAAAAACGAGAGAGAAGAAACACGGGGUGCUUCAGAGGUAAAAGAAGAUAAGAACACAGCUGUCGAACUCCCGAUUGAUCAAGUAACAGCGGAGGAAGUACUGGAGGAAGACAUCAAACCUGAAGGCGAUGAACUAGAAUUACCUAGCAACGAAGCCAAGGAAGCUGAGGAUCAAAAUGAAAACCAGCCAUCGAGUCCCCCGAGAAGUCCUGCCAAAAGUCCAGUAGCAAGUCCCCCUAGCAGUCCUGCCAGAAGUACAGUAGCAAGCCCCCCUAGAAGUCCUGCCAGAAGUACAGUAGCAAGCCCCCCUAGAAGUCCUGCCAGAAGUACAGUAGCAAGCCCCCCUAGAAGUCCUGCCAGAAGUCCUGUAGAAAGCUCUCCCAGGAGUCCAGCUGAAAACUCAACUAAAGGUAGAUCGUCACCAACUAAUAGUAAUAAUAAUAAUAAAGGUAGCCGUCCAGUCUCUGCACCAGUAUCUAGUGGCAGCAAACAGAACACACCGAAGGCCUCUCAGGAUGUGACUCCUUCAGCAAGUCCACCUAAGACACCUGAAAAAGUGACAACUCCUGACAAAGAAAGUGAGGACAAGGACAAUGACAAGCCUGUGGAAGAAGAAGUAGUUGAUGAGCCGGCAGAAGAAAUUGAUGAGCCAGCAGAAGAAAUUGAUGAACCGACAGAAGAAAUUGACAAGCCAACAGAAGAAACUGACAAGCCAGCGGAAGAAGCUGAUCAACCAAUCAAAGAAGAGCUAGCUGCAGAGGAAGAAACUGUUGAGCCUGUGAAAGAUGACGAUGAACAACCGAUGGAAAAUGCUGAGACUGACAAAAGUGCUGAAGAAAAGGUUGAUGACAUUUAAUUAUGGCUUCAAAGAUUCAAUUUUCUUCUUAACAACUUGUUGAACAUUAUGACUUCAAUUAAAUCAGAAACCCACCCAAAAAAAUGUGUGUUGCCUUGAUCACUCUGAGGUUUAUUUUUAUUGA
Messenger RNA from Saccoglossus kowalevskii, 2064 nucleotides. Its product is annotated as doublecortin domain-containing protein 2-like. Gene Ontology annotation, cellular component: microtubule organizing center; microtubule. The record is from RefSeq and is a predicted model, not a curated record. Gene Ontology annotation, biological process: intracellular signal transduction. NCBI's taxonomy places the organism in Eukaryota, Metazoa, Hemichordata, Enteropneusta, Harrimaniidae.